Messenger RNA from Contarinia nasturtii (swede midge), 4917 nucleotides. RefSeq names its product inositol polyphosphate-4-phosphatase type I A. The coding region runs from base 449 to 4522 and encodes 1357 amino acids. Gene Ontology annotation, molecular function: phosphatidylinositol-3,4-bisphosphate 4-phosphatase activity. The record is from RefSeq and is a predicted model, not a curated record. The transcript has 13 exons. Gene Ontology annotation, cellular component: cytoplasm. NCBI's taxonomy places the organism in Eukaryota, Metazoa, Arthropoda, Insecta, Diptera, Cecidomyiidae.
AACUGUCAAAAUGGGAAAAAGAUGAAGUUUCAGUGUAAAAUGGUUAGCUGAUGAGUACGGUAGAACCACACACUCUACUUGUGCAGUGAAUGCAAGCCAAUACGAAAUCAAGUGGUAAAAAGAGAGUGAAAAAGGCUUUUGAAAUCAUUCGCGUGGCCAUCGAUUAGUACGCUUAAGUGAAAACAAAACCGAAAAAAAACGCAGACAAAUUUAUCGAUGGGAAAAAUGCUAACCAAAGCAAUAAGUCACAUCAAAUGACAAAAAAUUAAGCAAAAGCAAGAGCUGAUUUUCAACUAGCCUAAUUCGUUUUAGUUGUUGCAACAAUACACACAGAGCGAUUCAGUGUGUGUUUUAAGUUUUAUUUUUUUUUCUCUGUCUCUACUAUUUACGUUUGUUUUCUUUUGAUUUUUGUAUUCUGCGUGUGUGAUUGCAGCAUCGCUCAAAUGAAAUGCGAUUCAAUAAACAGGAAUUAGCUACAUUAGCAACUCAGCCAAGCAAUAAGUUUGAAAAAGAGGGAAUUAUAUUCGUAACCGAACGUCAAGAUGGAUUCUUUCGUCGUUCUGAAGAAGUUGAUUUCGCGGAGACGGGAUGUGCUUCAAGUUCAUCGUCGUCGUUUUUCAAAAUGAAACCAAGACGCAACAUUGGCUGUAUGGGUGGAACGAACAAAGUGAGUUUGGAGCGAUGGUGUCGACUUCGUGGAAAUUUAUUAUUUUACUUUAAAUCAAGCGAUCAAUUUAGCGAGCCGCAAGGUGUAAUAGUUUUGGAAAAAUGCGAACCAGUUAUACGUAAUGAAAAACGAGAGCACGAUGGAUUUGUGUUUUUUAUCGAAUUUCAGGACAAUCUCAAGCAACGACUUUCGACAAACACCGAAUCGGAGCGUGCAGAGUGGAUACAAGCCAUACGUCAAGCAUCGUACGAAGAGAUGCGCAAAAAAUUGCAAUCUCUUCGUGAACAAAUUGAAAAUCGACGUGACACAAAACAAGAUAUCGACGUUGAUAUGAUGCGUUUGCAAAUCGGCAAAGAGAUAGAUAUUUCUGAAGUUCCGAUAUGCGAAGCCGUUAUUUCAUGCGAUAAUUUACUGUGUGAUGGCCAUGGACGGCCACCGAAUCCAACGGUUAUAGUACAAAUAUCUGAACAAAAUCGCUUAUCAUGGAUUCGAUACGGUCGCACUGAAGUGAUUGAGAGAUGCUCGAAUCCACAAUACAGGUGUACAGCUGUAUUUCGUUCAGGUGAUGGCCUACAUAAAAAUUCUUUAGUACGCUUUACGGUUUAUGAUGUUCGUGAAAAGGUGUCACAAACGGCUGUGCCACUCGGUUCGGCCGAAAUAACAUUAGGAACAAUUCAAGAAACAGCACGGCUUCGGAUACCAUUGCAAUCGAAUUCGGGAAAUGCAGGCUUUAUCACAUUGACAACGUAUUUACCGGAACAAGAGCGAAAGUAUCCACGGUCACCGGCCCGACAAAUUGAACCACCACAACGGUACGGCCAUCGACGUAGUCAAUCGUUGCCACCUAAACUUGGCAUUAAACUUAAUAUUCCACCGCCAUAUAAACUUAGUUCGGUGUUCGUAAAUCCAACGGUUCGAACAUAUCGCUUGCACUCAGGCUUGGGAGGUGACAUAAGUGUUUUUGAAGUAAUGAUGGAGAGUCGUCUAUGUUUCACCAUACCACAACAAUUGCUAUCGAUUUGGAUACUACGCGAAAAAGAACUGUUACAAGAAAUAUCUGGAAUGGGCGAAUUGGGCGGCGAAUGGCGAAAUGUACAAAUGGAAUUAUUAGAUAAACAUUUGAAAUUACUCAAGGAAUACUCGCAAGCCAAACAGAACCUACAGCAAUGUGCAAUGAACAAAUUCUUCAAGCAAUCUUCGUGUAAAAAUGACGAAUCACUUGAGUUUGCACCGGUUAAUUUACAUUUACAACGAAUGUGGGCAUAUAAUGACACAUUGAAACGUGAUGGUUUCUUGGAUGUAAUUACGGUCGGCGCAUUCACGAAACAUUCGGGCAAGACGAAAACGGGCGGUUUAAUUAAAUUGCUACAAUUGAUGAAGGAUUCUCCAUCAAAAGUCGAUCAAAUUGGUGUAAAAGUGCGUACAGCCAACGAUGCUGUUCAGUCAAUAAAGCAAUUACGCAAAGAGAUUGUGGAGAUCAUGUCGCAAUUAUUGUCAUUGGCAAAGUUGAAAAAUCCAAAAGGAAUGCUACCUUUGUGCAAUGAAAUGAUCACAAAAACUCGCUCACUCUUAAAUAUUUGGGAGCCUAGUCUGGUGGAAGAGGCAUUUGCCUUCAUCGAAAAGCAUCGUAUAAUUGAUGAUUCGACCGAUUCCAAAACAAAUUCAAUGAAAUUAUCGCCAUUUCGAAAUAUCACUCAGCAGUUGGGUGCAUUAGAACUGAAAUCGCCUGAUUUAGAAGAUUUUGCAUCUCCAACCGGUCCAAUGCCAAAUUUAUGGUCACAUCAUACUCGCCGAAAUACAUCACCAUGCGUCGAUAUUCCAAGAAUACCACGAAACGAGAACAACAAUGGGAUUGUCAAAGAGACUCAAAAUUUUAAAAUCUAUCAAGACAAUGGUGAUCAGCCAAAUAUUCGAACUGCAAAAGAUUUAUUCGAAGACAUCAAAUUGGAUAAUGUCCCAUCUGCUGAAUGUGAUAAUUUAUCAUAUUCAUUGCCACCAUUGAAUUCGGGAAACAUUGACGACGGACUGAUGUUUAGCGAAACACAUUUCGAUGUAAGCGGUGAAGUUCUGUCAUCACUACCCACACAAACGAUUCAUAGCGCCGCAGCGUGUCCGAAACGUGAUAUCAAAAAUGAUGUGCGCACUGAAAUCCGAUCAAAUGCCACAGACGAUCGAUGUAAUUCAAUGGAUUUGGGUGGUGUGUUGGUGACUGAAAAUCAAUUGAAUGAAAGUAAAAAUGAAAUUCUACUAAAUUCAAAUGAAUUCGAUGAAAAUGGUCGGUUGAGAAAUUGUUCGAUUGCUGUCGGUCAAAAUGGUACAUUUUUGGACACAAAAGCAAUGAGCUCAUCACCAUCGGCCAAUUACUAUCGACCCACCGAAGAGCCCGAACCGCUUGAUUUAACGCAGUUAAAUAUUGAAGCUAGUGUUAUGUGUUUGGUGAGCAAAGUGAAAUUUUUAUGCGGACGUUGUGGUAGUCCGGCAGUGCGUUUGCGACAACCAAAACCAAAUACACGACGUGGUUUUACCAAUAUACAAAAUACAAUUAAUAAUCAACCAUAUGCUUCCAAUCCAAAUGUGAACGACAAUGAAACGAAAUCGGAAAACACGAAUUUAUCGACAAAUGUGAAUGUUAACAAUAAUGCAAUCUCAAACACAAAAGAAACGAAUAAAGAGCUGAACUUAGCACUGAAUCAUGUGGUCGAUGGUGUUACACGAAAAGUAUCGAAAGCCAAAGGCAACAAAUUCACAGACGGAUUAGAUUUGUCAUUGACAACUGAUUGGGCAUCGGAACUUCGACCUUCGAUGAGAAAACUGAGGACGGCCAUGGAUGGACUUUUGAAAACAGCACGCUUAAUGCAUUCGGUUCAAAGGUUACAACAAGACAUGAAGAAAACAUCAACAAUUCUAAAUAUUAUCUAUCGCAGAGAUGUUUGUUUAUCGCAAUCGUUAACUGCCAUCGUAUCUGCAUUAAUGGCAAAACUUUGGGGUUCAGCCAUUACCGAAAACUAUAUACAAAUCUUAUGCACACUGGGACCGUUAGCAUAUUUUGAAGGUUUAUUGUCAUUGUAUGGAAGUGAAACCGAUAUGUGGGGCGAUAUGUGUGUGGCCAUUGAAGAUCUUAGCGCCAUCACAUUCACCCUAAUACGCAGUAACAUUCAAAGAAACACAAAAUAUUUUCCAGUACCUCGCGUGACUGGGUCACGUCAAUCGAUAACUGUAUUGCUCCCAGUUCCUGAUAAUAUUUAUUCGAUGCUUCCGAACAAAGAGUCUUCGUCGUUUAAAAUAACGCCGGUAUUCUUCAAUAUCGGUAUAAACGAGUAUGCAACAUUGUCGGAAACGCUUGGCUACACCCGCGAACAGCAUCGUUCCAAUUUCGAUAAUUAUGAUCGUCUCAAACAAUAUUUUAUCCGUUACAAAAAAAUCAUGUUGAAUUCAAAAGGAACGCCAAGUAAAAGUGAAACACUCACCGAACAAUUGCAUAACGUCACCGAUUUACUGAAUGCAAUGGAAGAAUCGCUGCGCAAAAAUGCUUCGAAAAAUACGAAAAUUCUACACUUGGCUGAAGAUAUUUGUCGUGGUUUGCACGGAUUACGUUUGACUUCUUGCAAAAGUGCCAAAGAUCGAACAGCCAUGUCCAUCACCGUGGAACAGUGCCGUAUCUUACAAAAAGAAUUCCAUUUGCCGGCAAAUAAUGUGCAAGUCGUACUAGAUACAAUGCGGAGUGAGGGAACACGAAGUGAAAACACGAUGAAGAAUAUCGGUCUCCGUAAAUACGCUUUUAAUUUGCCACAAGUGCUGAGUCUGCCACAAGUGUAUCGGCCGCCAACUGGAAGUUAUGGCAAAGCACAAUCUUAAAAACCUCUCCACAUCCACACAUCACUGUAAUUCUUAGACAAUGCCAAAUCCUCUUUUUAAACUAGUAUUUCAUAUAUUUUUUAGUAUACAUGUAUACAAAUGAAAAGUCUCACCUUUUUUGUCGUCAUGUGAUUAACCAAAAUUGUAACUCCUUUUAACCAAUUUUACCACAUAUACUUAACUUAACAUAUGUACUUUGAUCUUGAAAACACCGACUUAAACUUUCUCUAGUAGAACAAAAUUAUCGACUUUUUUUUUUAAAAUUGGUUUUUAAGAAUGAUGUAGAGAAAAAAAGCAUCCUUGGAUGAAUCUAGAGCUGUCAAUUUUUUCUGUUUUGUUUUUUAAUUUAUUGUAUAGUGAAUAAAUGCAAAUAAAAUGAAAUGUCUAAGCCUGAA